AAGUAGGAUAACUGAACUGUAGGACGCACCAACAAGAUGACAAUGAACACUCUGCUUUUUUUGACUCUCACCUGUAUGGUCUUCAGAAAUGCUGGAGCCCUACUGUGUCUCUUCUGCCAAGAUGGAAAUUGUUUAAAUUCAGUACCUAAGAACUGUUGCUCAGGGCAAAUGUGUAUGACAGCUUCUAUCAAAUCUACUUCAUCAGGAAAAACUACAAACCAAAUCUACAAGGACUGUGUUGCAUCAUCACUCUGUCAGAGCUCGGGCAUUCAGAAUUAUUCAGCAAACGUGGGUUUGCAAAGCGUGAUUGCAUCUACUGAGUGCUGCAACACGGACAACUGUAACUCACAUACUCUAGAAAUGCCAGAAUCUCAACCUGAAAACAAUCUACGUUGUUUUGUUGCUGACCCUGAAGCACCUACAAAGGUCUCUACAAUAGCAUGUACGGGGCCAGAGACAAAAUGUUUCGCAGCACAAGUUUUAACAGUUACUGAAGACUCCAAAAACGUUCCACAACUGGGCUGUGUGACUCCAAAUAUGUGUGCAGCCAGUGACGACCUAAAAACUUUACCAUUCGUGGAAAAUUUAGGUUCAAUUACUUGGGGACCAAGUUGCUGUGAUGGUGAUGAAUGUAAUGACUUGAAUCAAAUUAAUCUGACUACAACAACAACAAUGGCUCUAACCACCACAACUGCUGCUCCAACCACCACAACUGCUGCUCCAACAACAACUAUGGCUCAAACCACAACAACUGCUGCUCCAACCACCACAACUUCUGCUCCAACUACCACAACUGCUGCUCCAACNACCACAACUGCUGCUCCAACCACCAAAACUGCUGCUAUCACCACAACAGAUGCUCCAGCCACCACAAGUGCUUCUACUACCACUAUAACUGUGUUGCAAACAACCACUCCCACUGCUCCAAACCCCAUUGCUGGAGCUUCUAACAUCAAAACUAUCGCUCCUACCACUACAACUCUGGCUCCAACGACACCUACCACCUUGACAUCCACCAGGCAACCAGCUACAACCAGCAGUGCAUCUCAUGUCAGAUUGGGUCUUCUCCAUCUGCUAUUGGGACUCUUUAUUAUCAUCUUCUAAGAGUUUAAAAUAAGAUACAAACAUCAUUCUUGAUGAAAAUCUAAUUCUUAAUAAUCCUUUAUAUUCAGUAGUAUUGUAAGGAAGUGUUUGAAUGUAAAUAUAAGUUAACAACAUAUAUACAAUCUUUAAUUUUCUUUGUCCAUCAUAUAUGAAAUUAGCUUUAUAUUAUAAAAAGUCAUAUGUA
Cyprinodon variegatus (sheepshead minnow) is the source of this 1288-nucleotide messenger RNA. Its product is annotated as integumentary mucin C.1-like. The transcript is spliced from 6 exons. The record is from RefSeq and is a predicted model, not a curated record. NCBI's taxonomy places the organism in Eukaryota, Metazoa, Chordata, Actinopteri, Cyprinodontiformes, Cyprinodontidae. Bases 37 to 1104 code for a protein of 355 amino acids.